This is a messenger RNA of Sciurus carolinensis (gray squirrel), 2557 nucleotides long. It is a transcript of the gene Ankrd65, whose product is annotated as ankyrin repeat domain 65. The record is from RefSeq and is a predicted model, not a curated record. The coding region runs from base 372 to 1577 and encodes 401 amino acids. Gene Ontology annotation, cellular component: nucleus; cytoplasm. NCBI's taxonomy places the organism in Eukaryota, Metazoa, Chordata, Mammalia, Rodentia, Sciuridae. Gene Ontology annotation, molecular function: protein binding. The transcript has 4 exons.
UGCCCUGCCUUGGUUCCUGGCAGAAGGUCUGAGGGAGGCCAGGCAGUCACCAGGGGUACCGGUGCCGGGCAGGGGCUGCAGGCAGGCAGGCAGAGUUUCCCCUUAGAUUGCUGGGUGAACAGGGCCAGUGGCUCCAGCUUGGCCCAGGAAGAAGCAGGACUUCCUCCUGCCUCCUGCUCUCCUGCAGCUCCAGCCUCUCAGGUGAAACACCCCACAAUUCAGCCUGCAGAAGGAAUCUUAUGGGGACAGUCACCAGGCUGAGACUGGGCCAGAAUCAGCAUGGAGAGGACCCCCCAGCCAGAGGACAGAGCCCCUGGACCAAUUCUCCCUGGGGUAACUGCAAGUCAAGCUCCUAGGAAGGCAGGGUGUCCAUGAUGGAGGUCAACUCCAACAGGCCUGAGCCUAGGGAGCAAGACUGGGCAGACGCUGCACAGCAGGAACUGCGGUGGAUAGAACUCAGCUCCGAGGCCCCAGAAGGCGGCACAGAGGGGCCUGGCGCCCCCCAGAGCCAGGGGCGCCUGCUCCAGGCCGUGUGGCACGGUCCUGCCGGCUUGGUGGUUCAGUUGCUGAGGCAAGGGGCCAGCGUGGAAGAGAGGGACCGCUCCGGAAGGACCCCUCUGCACCUGGCCGUGCUGCGUGGCCACGUGCCCCUGGUGCGCCUCUUGCUGCAGCGCGGGGCCCCGGUGGACGCAGCUGACUGCGCGGGGCACACGCCGCUGCACGAGGCCGCCUGGCACGGGCACUCGCGGGUGGCCGAGCUGCUGCUGAGACGAGGGGCCCCGGCGGAUGCACGCUCGGUGAAGGGUCUCACAGCGCUGCACUGGGCCGCGGCGUUGGGCCACACGUUGCUGACCGCGCGCCUUCUGGCCGCUCCGGGCCUGGGCCCCGAGGCGACCGAUGCAUUUGGCUGGACCGCAGUGCAUUGGGCGGCCGCCGGCGGGCGGCUGCCGGUACUCGAGCUGCUGGCGGCGGACGGGGCCGCGGACUUGGAUGGUGCCCUGCGGGUGGCGGCGGCGGCCGGGCGCGCGGCGGCGCUGCGCCUCCUCUUGGCCCGCGGGGCGCGGGUGGAUGCCCCGGACGGUUCCGGGACCACGGCGCUCGUCUUGGCGGCCGGCCUGGGCCGCCAACAGGACAUUGAGGUGCUGCUGGGCCAUGGGGCAGACCCAAGCAUCAGGGACAGGCACGGCCGAACUGCACUCCACAGGGCUGCCACUGGUGGACAUCUUCCUGCUGUCCAGCUCCUGGUAGCCUGGGGAACUGAGGUAGACGCUCAGGACUCACUGGGUCUCACACCCCUGCACUAUGCGGCUCUGGGAGGCCAUGUGGAGGUUGCUGGCCACCUCCUGGAUAGGGGGGCACAGGUCAAUGCUGCUGGCUGGCUCCACAAGACCCCCCUGCACUUUGCUGCAGAAUAUGGCCACAGUCCUACCAUGGAACUCUUGCUGAGCCGAGGGGCUAGUCCUGCUCUGAGGACACAGUGGGGUGAAGUGGCUCAGAUGUCCAAUGGGGGCCUUCCCCAGGUGCUGUCUGCCUUUCAAGGAGAGCAGCAGAUGCACUCAGGGCUCACAGCCCUGUAGUCCCACGCAACCCUCUGUGAGACUCACACAGCAGCACAGAAAGCUCCUAGCCCAGAGGGGCCCAGCUCUUCUCUUCUGGACUGAGAUCACCUGCCAAGGUGGAGAAGUUCAAGUGAGAGGUUCCUGGGGAUGAGGGGAGAGAGACACCUAAGACCGGGUCACUGGCCUGUGGCCAGACCUCAAUGCCCCUUCCCCUCAGCUCCAGCCUUCUCCACGCUCUUGGGUAAAGACUGCGUCACAGCAACAGAUCUGACUCAAAUUGAUGGUCUCCCUUUGUCUGUCCACCAGGGCACCCCCUCACCUGUUCCUGUACAUGAGAGUGUUCCAUUUCCUUAGAUUUUGUAUUUUCCUGUUUGGCUUCCAUUAAUCACAGAACCAAACUAACGGCACGGCUGUUCCCAUCUCCCUUCCACCUCUGCUGUGGACCCCCUCCUCGGUACCUCUCACAAGCCAGGCCUGUGUCCCUGCUCAUUGCCCAGGGUCAGCUCUUCUGUACCAGGGUCCACUGGAGUUAUCCAGACUAGCCAAUUCUAAGCUGUUGAUCAUGCUCUGCCUCUCCAGUGGAAAACCAGAGAGGGUCCUGGCCUUUCCUUGCUUGCCCUGUCUCCUGACCACAAGCUGGUGCUUCCGUGUGUGGCCCUGCAUGCCAUCGCAGGGCAUGGUAUGCCUCCACCUCUGGGAAACCUGACUAACGACAGAAUCUUCUUUCAAUGGCACUUGCUUCUCCAUGACCUCACUCAGUCAUUUCUGUAAACUUGAAUCCCCAGGCUGGUAUCUACAGGCUAGUACAACAGCCUGUAGUCCUAGCACUUGGGAGGCUGAGGCAGGUGGAUUUCUUGAGUUCAGGUGUUUCAGGCCAGCCAGGGCAACACAGUGAGUCUCUGUCUCAAAAUAACAAAAAAAGUAGUUGUUAUGUAUUUAUAUUGGUACUGGGGAUGGAACUCAGGGCCACUCAACCACUGAGCCACAUCCCCAACCUG